Molecule: messenger RNA, 1345 nt
Organism: Anneissia japonica
Lineage: Eukaryota; Metazoa; Echinodermata; Crinoidea; Comatulida; Comatulidae
Exons: 2
Coding region: 263-691 (142 amino acids)
Source: RefSeq, a predicted model, not a curated record
AAUGGUGGGUCACACUCACGAAUAUGGGGAUCAACUGUUUUCUUGCGUAGCGGAGUAUCUCAACAAACGCCGGGCCGGCUGCCACAUUUGACGACCUUCAACGUGCUAUUGAAAACUCUUACAAGAGGCUCACGAUCACAAUAUCACUAAUUUCAUCUUUGUAUGAUAUAAAGAACUGGCUAUUACCAUAUAUGCAGGACAUUAGAUAUCACAGCAAGCCACAUCAGUUUAAGUUUCUCGAGAUCCAACAGGAAAGUGUGUAAUGUAUACAAAAAAUUGGUCAACAGAUGUUGCAUGGACUAACUGCCAGGGUAUCAAAGUAGAUACACUGGCAUAUAUUCUUAAAGACAGUCCGGUUGAUGUGCCUGCAUUAUGCUGUCCGGAUUUCACCAGCGUAGAUUUGGGUAAACUUCAGAUAAGCCCUUGGUCUGUCGCGAAAUUCAUGCGAACUGAAAAAAUUGCCUGGUGGGACAAUUUUAUUAGCAAAAGGAUCACAUUGAAAGACUUUCCAAGCGGAAGCCAUGCUGCAGGAUGUCGGUGCAAUGAUAGCAACCGCUUUACAAAAGUAUCCAAUGAAUGGCUCCAAAUAGGAAAAGUUUGUCGUAUCACGGAUGAUGAUGUGGAAUUCCUUUGGUACAGUGGGACGUAUUCAUCGGUGUGUAUUUCAUGUACGAAAAAUGGGAAAGAAUAGAUGGAGAUUAUUAAGAAAAAAAAAAGAAGAUGUGAUUUUUGCUUUUAAUCUAACGCCAGCUUGUAGAUUGCCGACCAAUGUUAUUGUAAAGUUGAAGUAGCGUUGAUUAACUUUGUAAAGUAGCAGUGGCGCAUCCAGGGUCAGUGCUUAAAGUGCCUAAGAAUACAUACUGUAUUUUAGGUCUAUCUGGUUAUUGACAAAUACUACAAUGGAAAUUGCCAUAUCCUUUUCAAAUAGAUGUGGAAUAACUUACAAAAUAAUCUCAGGUCAUGUGCAAAAGUUUCCUUAUUUAAAAGAAAUCUUGAUAUGUUGUAUAAGAAAUUUAGUUGUGAAUGUUUUACUAUUUUAUAAAUAUAUUUAUAAAUUAGAUAAAUGUAUCAUUAUAUAUUUACAAUACCAUAACAUGACAAUAAUUUUCAUGUAUCAAUAUUAUUACUCUUUGUUUUAUUUAUUUAUUAAAAUAUCUAUUAAAUACUUGAUUAGUUAAUCAGUUGUUUAAUGAUUAGACACUUAUUUGAUAAAUUGAUUUAUUGAUUAUAGAUUGAUUACUGCAUUUAUUUAUUUUUUCUUGAUUUUUUUUUAAAUUUCUGUUUUUAUAAAAAGGCACCACAGUUUAAAGCUGUAUUUUACUUGUUUGUGGUUGUCCUAUUCCAU